UUUCACCACUUGGAGUGCUGUUAGAAACCAUAACCCUGAGUUACUGCACUUUGGUUACUCUACAGUACCAUGUUUUCAGCUCCGAGACUCCCCGAUGCAGCUCCUCGGCUACUUACUUAGCUCCGUGUAGCCGCUAAUGAGAGCAACCGCCGGCUACAGCCCGGUCACGGAAUGCCUCGGAGGAAGAAAAACGGCCAGAGCCCGGCUAGAGUCCCCGGCGGACCGCCAGAGGGGGGAAACCUUGGUCACAACACGAACUACCGACUACCUCAGGGAUUUGACGGAGCCAUGGCGAACAACUUUCCCUCCAGCACCUCGCUGUCCAGCUCCGACAAGGAGAAAAUCGUCAAAAGCAUGCAGGAGAUGUUCUCACACCUGGACCCCGAAGUUAUUUACAUCGUGCUGUCCGAGUGUGACUUUAAAGUUGAAAAUGCGAUGGACUCUCUGUUGGAGCUGUCUGUGGCGGCAGAAGUUGCAGCCCCGAUACCGUCUCCUGUCUCCGGCUUUGAGCGCACUGCUGCAGCCCUGCUCAGCCCAGGUCACUUCUCUGAACCCAAACCAGGCCCGGACUUCUCUAAACCAUCACAGCAACCCUCCUCUCCUCUCUCUCCCAACCUCCUGACGGCAGAGCUGGACCUGCUAAUUGAUCAGGAGCUAGAGACACUAACCGCACAACAAUGCGGUGAGGAAGAGCACUCUGGCAGCCAGUAUUUAUCUGUUGGUAUGAACCUUUCCUCUUUCCCUCCACCACCAGUCCCACAACAGGUCCUCCCAGAGCUGCUCCAGUCCAGCCUGCAGCCUGGAUCUAGCGGGCCAUCUGAAGGUGGCCUGACUGAGCAUGUUUCCGAAACGUCUUCUCCGCUCGACCACCUCAGCACUUGGGAGGACAAGCGCAUUGAAGAGCAUCAGUCAAUGGUGGAUUUCACACAUUUGAUGGCGGAGACGCUCGAAGACAAGCCGAAACCUCCUUUGGACCUGGCAGCUUCAGGACGUCCCUCGGCUUUCCAGGUGUAUAAAAAACUAGAGCCAUCACACACAGCGUCAGACAAUGCUGCAGUCGGCGGAGGAGCAAGAUCUAAGGCGUCAAAUCAGGUGCCGCUUGGAUGCAUGCCGACAACCUGGAAUCUGCAGGCACCAGUGUUUGCUCCCCGUAUCCAUGGAAACCUGGGGCCAGCCUUUAUUACCCCUGUGGCGCACACGCCUCCUAACUGGCCCCGCCAGCCCAGAUUUAUUUCUCCCUGGCUGAGUCAUGGCCCCAUCAGCCAGGCACCUCUCAAACCUUCUGCUACUAUUCCAAAGUCCUGGGCCCUGCCUGCUGCUCCAUAUCCUCCUGCCCAGCACAGCAGGCUUCGUUUGGAAGGGACGGUCCUGGUGUUGCUACGUGGGGCUCCAGGAUCUGGCAAGUCGACCUUGGCAAGAGCCUUGUUAGAGCAUAACCCAGGUGGAGUAAAACUGAGCACUGACGACUAUUUCACUCGCGAUGGAAAAUAUCAGUUUGACCCCAAUGCUCUGGGGGAGGCCCAUGAGUGGAAUCAUCAACAAGCCAAGGCGGCUUUUGAAAGGGGCACCAACCCCAUCAUCAUUGACAACACCAACAUGCAGGGCUGGGAGAUGAAACCCUAUGUGGCUCUGGCACUGAAACAUGGAUAUAAGGUGCUGUUCAGAGAGCCGGACACUUGGUGGAAGAACAAGGCCAGAGAACUGGAGCGGCGUAACACACACAACGUGCCAUUGGAAAGGAUCCGAUGCAUGCUACGUGGAUACGAGCGCUUCGUCACAGUCCAGUCCAUCAUGGGCUCACAGAUACCUGUGAUGAGACAGCAGCUUCCUGUGGAGAACACAAGCUCACAGCCGGUGUCUUCUGUAACACCUCAUCCUGACCUUGUAGGGCAGCCUGGAUUGAUGGAAGGGUGUAAGAAACCCCGCCAUCAGCUGUAUUCCUCCCUCCCCGACGUGUCAUCUAUUGGUCGCUCAAGCGACAUGGGAAUUCCGGAAGACGGCACCCACAAAUCUACAGAGUCCCUCAAUUUCCAACCAACCGGAAGACUUUCGGAAAACGCUGAAAUGUCUGAUGUCGAUGACGACAUGGAUUUGGGGGAAUUGGAUUCUGAGUUGGACACCCAGUUAGAGCAGAACCGUCCGAGAGGAGAUCAGAGAAUCCCCGACUGCAUCGUGGAAUCCGUGAUGAGCGAAGAUCAUCAUGGGGAUGAAAUGCCUGUGGCUUUCUCUGAGUCUAUCGCGCAAAGAGUCAGGAGAGAGAGGCCGAGCAGGAGGUCUGCUUUUGAGGGGUUGGAGCCUGCAGAUUUGGUGAAAGACACAAACCAGUCAGACAGCAAAGCGAAGGAGAAAGAAAUGACAAAAGAAACAGAAGUGGGUGAGAUGGCGAGGGAUGGGGAAGAGACGGGAAUGCCCGAGAUGUUGGAUUUUAUUGGAGACUGGCCCAGUGAAGGGUCUCUUGAGCAGCGGCAGGUUAGGAGAAGAAAAAGGGAUAAAGACAGAAAUGGGAAAGAGGAUGAAGGCCUGUCUCAAGAAGCUAAAAAUAACCCAAAGACAGUGCAGUCAGGACCUAAUGUGACAGAGUUUCAGAAGCUUCUUGAUCUUAUCCAGACAGGAGUAGCUGACAUUCACGCUGGGUCGUCCCGUUCGUCAUCUCUUUCCGUGAGCUCUGGUGAGGAGCUAGAGAAAGAUGAGGAGGCAGGUGGCAGGAUUGAGGAAUCCCACGGCAGUAGAUCUAACAGCAGCAGAGGUGAAUUACCCGACUGUGUGUUAGACUGGAAGGCAGCUGACUCUUGUAAGGUCAGAGAGGAGAGGAUUGAUAAUUUGGAGGCAUUUAAAACUGAAAAUAAAGCGAGAGCUACCACAGAGAUUGUGUUAGAGAUUAGCAGAGAAACACAGUCUGAAGAUUUGAAAUCAACCAAUCCAACAAAUCUUUCUACUUCUACUGCUGACUCACUAGGUAUCUCCAAAACUGUGGAGACAAAUGUAUGCCAUGAUGAGGAGGGAAGCGACAAUAUCGAAGGUGUGACCGAGCCUGCUGCUGCACAUGCUGAUUCGGACAGGAAUAAUUGCACAGAGCAUGGCAGAGAGACAAGAGCGGAGGCUGAUGGGAGUCACAUUAGUGAGAGUCCUGUGUGUGAGGGCUCUGUAGAGGCAGAUAGUGGUGGUUUCAGUGGAGGCAGUCAGGAGAGGAAGCAGCGUCAGGGUCGAAGAUCGGGAAAACAGUGCAAACUAGCCCUCACCUUCACUCAAAACUGCCCUGAUUCUUCAACGAGUCCUCUCGAAUGUCCUAACAACACAGUCCAAUGUAUAAACAUCACUCACAGUAGCACUGACUUUACCCUUAAACCUGACCUGUUCACUGAAUCUAAACCUGACGAACUGCAGCCUCCUUCCCCACUUCCCCUUAUAGACACAGGCAACCCCACCCAGACAGAACCUCAAGACUUCGCUCUUCUUUGGCGCCUCAAUCAUCAAGACGUUUCUGACGAUGCAGCUGCGGGCAGCCACCCCAGCGACAUCACAGUACUGUCUGGAGACUCUUCCCACUUUGUGCCGGAGUUGUCCUCCGCCGUCUCCGCAGCAGUCGCAGUUCACCCGUGCGGACAUAGUGAGGUGCCCUACCGCGUGGUGCACGAGAAAGGCACUCAGGUGGAGGAGAAAGAGCUUGGCGCAACACAAGACCGGCUGGAAAGUUUGCGCAUUCUCAGCCGGCAUUUUAAACUGGUUAGCUUUGAUACUUUAGAGGAUCUGUAUGAUAAAUGCCAUCAGGACCUAGAGUGGACCACCAACCUGCUGUUGGACUCUGGAGAGAGGUUCUUUAGAGAUGAGGAGGAGGAUGGUGCAGGGUGGGGAGAUAGGCAAAGUACAUCCAAUCUGGGUGGAGCUUUAGGCAAGAUGAGCAUCACCUUAGAUGAGCAUCAGUCUGAAGGUCAGCCAAAGGGAGAGCCAACUGCGUUUAAGGAGGCGCCUCAGCAGUUAACCUGUGAAUCGGAUGAGAGCCCCAAUAAUGAUGAUGCGCUUUCUUUUGGAGGUGCAGCUGUUCUAUUUAGAGACAAAGAUCAUCUAGAUACAACCUCAAACUCAAAAGCUUCUCCUCAAACAGACCCUACUCUGCCUCAUGCAGCAAACGAAGGAAACGGAUGUGGUGACACUGAACACAAAUUGACAUCUGAUCUGGAAGACGGCGCUUGGGGUGGGAGCUUAGAUGAUGGAGUGAUUAUUGAGGAGUCAAGACUCGAGAUGGAGGAGGAGAUGGCAAGUAUGGAUGAGGUUCACCGGCUGCUGCAGGCCGAGCUGGAGGAGAUGGAGAGAGAGCAAAAACAGAAGGAGGAGGAGAAGAAGACUGAAAGGAGGCACACGGAGGAGAGAAGGAGCAGACACUUGGACAUUCAGUGUGUGGAGCUUAAACUACCCACUGAGCUGGCCCUGCAGCUGACUGAACUGUUCGGUCCUGUCGGAGUAGACCUAGGCACAUGCCCCUCUGAUGACUAUGCAGUGCAGAUGGACCUGAACCUGGCUAAAUUGCUCCACCAGAAGUGGAAGGAAACCAUUCAGGAAAAGCAGAGACAAGCAACUCUUUCCUUUAACCUGCUUAAGGAAAGUUCAGCACACUGGGGUGAGUCCAAGGCGGCCAGAACUGGAUCACAAGAGCGGACACAGGCAGCACAUUUCCUAAUGAGUGCAGAUGCGUCUCUGGACAGUCAACCAGAGGCCCGUGGUCAGAUGCCGUUCAUGGACCACUGGAAUGUGUCCCAUCCACAUGUGUCUCUAAGAGAUAUUAUAAAAGAGGAGCAGGCUCUGCAGGAGAACAUGAAGAAGACCAGACAAAGUCGUGCAGACCUCGACCGGCGUGAUGGAGCCACCCCGCUGAAAGAGGACCAGCUGUACUCCCUCUUCCCCACCAUCGACAGGCAUUUCCUGCAGGACAUCUUCAGAGACCACAAUUACAGCCUGACGCAGACGGUGCUAUUUCUUCGUUCUCUACUGGACGAGGAGCCCGUCAAAACAGUGGUCGCCCCAGAGGCCCCUCACUCUGACCACCUCAGAGCAGCCAGCAAGGAGAGGGAGAAGAGGCAGAAGCCCCUCGAGUCCACUGUACUGGACUAUCAGGAUACGGAGGAUCCAGAGUAUGAGGACUUCAGGGCCGAGGCCAGCAUGCAGAGGAGACGACAGCUCGAGAGUUUCUCCAAGGCUGCCGAAGCCUAUAGGCAAGGACGCAAAGAAGUGGCCUCAUUUUAUGCACAACAGGGACACCUGCAUCGCCAGCUGAUGCAUGAGGCCAAUCACCGAGCAGCAGCUCAGAUUUUUGAGAGGGUCAACUCCUCGCUGCUGCCCAAGAACAUCCUGGACCUCCAUGGGCUGCAUGUAGAUGAAGCCCUAGAGCAUCUGGGCAAGGUCUUACAAGAAAAAACCACUGAUUACGAGCAGGGUCUGUGUCGACCUCAGCUCUCUGUCAUCACAGGAAGAGGGAACCACAGCCAGGGGGGCGUGGCCCGCAUCCGCCCCGCUGUUAUAGACUACCUCACCAACAAACACUACAGGUUCACUGAGCCAAAGCCGGGUCUCAUGUUGGUCUCUUUGAAGUGACGAGAGCCUGGUUUAUUGGAUUCAAGCUAAAGCUGCUAUGGGGGACAACACACACACACACACACACACACACACACACACACACACACACACACACACACACACACACACACACACACACACACACACACACACACGUGUCUCUUUGUCUCUCUCUCUCUCUCUCUCUCCUUCUACAAUGCCAGAUAUACAUUCACUACAGUAUAUACAGUACACUUCUCAUUUCCUAUUUCUGUCAGUUUUUUAACCCCCCUGUCUCUCUCUCUGUCUCUCUCU
This is a messenger RNA of Plectropomus leopardus (leopard coralgrouper), 5862 nucleotides long. It is a transcript of the gene n4bp2, whose product is annotated as NEDD4 binding protein 2. Lineage: Eukaryota; Metazoa; Chordata; Actinopteri; Perciformes; Serranidae. Gene Ontology annotation, molecular function: endonuclease activity; ubiquitin binding. Gene Ontology annotation, cellular component: nucleus. The record is from RefSeq and is a predicted model, not a curated record.